Molecule: messenger RNA, 672 nt
Organism: Amoebophrya sp. A25
Lineage: Eukaryota; Dinophyceae; Syndiniales; Amoebophryaceae
Source: the annotation of a GenBank genome assembly
CACUGCUUCAAGCAGGACUAGGAGAGAAGAAGGAGAAGGAGGUGGAAGUCCGGAUUUUGUCGCGUCAAUGCGAGCUCGACUAGCGCAAUGUCGGUGCGAGACGCAGGUUGCCAAACAGCGAGCUCACGAUAUACAACAUCCAACUAUAUUAAUUAUGGAGCGACGGUGUAAUUAUAUCACUCACUUGAAGAUGUACAAAGAAUAACCUUGUACGGCUGCGUUAAUCCGCUCGAAUAUGCAGGUAAGACUGUGGGCGGCGGACUGAAUCCUAGUUCUAAUCCUAAAUAAAAAGCAUCUAGUACAGUAAGGAUGUUCAUGAUGUUGUACUUGUUACACAGGAAAGUGAGCAACAUAACUUGUAACUUCUAUAUAGAAUACGAAGAGUGAUCUUGUUGAUCUUCUGAGAAUCUUCUACUCCCUAAACCUGCAACUUUCAUUAACAUCGACGACGAGGAAAAAGAAAAACAAACACGACCUUUACCUGUUCCAGUCGUUCCUAUGGCAUCAUCUUCAGUUCUUGCAUCUUCAGCUGGUAGUACCAGUAGAAACAGGGCAAAAGAAUCAGCAGGAGGUAGUUCCAGACACAUCGACGGACUAAAGGAAGAACGUCGCGAGACCGAGAUGAAAGAUGGGACCUUAGUUCUGACAUUGAGGCGCGUUUGGUCAUUACCG